Acanthoscelides obtectus is the source of this 632-nucleotide messenger RNA. Lineage: Eukaryota; Metazoa; Arthropoda; Insecta; Coleoptera; Chrysomelidae. The record is from the annotation of a GenBank genome assembly.
AGGUGCACAUCAAAUCCUCGUUUAUAAUGAACGGUGUAUGCGUCCGAUGGCGUGGCUGGCUAGACCUGGAACGGCUGGAUGGCGUCGGCUGUCUGGAAUACAACGAGGAACGCGCUGCACAGGAAGACGCCCUCCUCAGGGAGCAAAUCGACCGAUACAACCAGCGUUUGAAGGAGUUCGAGGAUAAGCAACGCGGAUACAGACCUCCAGACCACCAUCGGACUUCCGCCGCAGCGGCUGCGGAACAGGACCUUGAGUUGAGGAUGGCCAACAAUCUCCAUGGGCAUCACGGACAUCACGGUGUUUCUUCUCGCUGUCAUGGACCGCCAAGGAGUGAGCGCAGGAUGACCUAAUGGUGCUGUAUUGGAGAAACUUUUGACAUCUUUAUGGAAGUAUUAUAUGUGAUAUAAUUUUUGGACUUCAGCGGAUUUUUCAGUAAAUGCAAUCUGAGACACUGAACAAUUAUUUAAUAUGUGCAUUUGAAAGUUUUAGAGGAUUUGUACAAUUUUGUGCAGAAUGAGAGCGUAAGAUGAUGCCAAAAAUUGUAAAUACUUGUCAGAAUUGAAAAUUCGCUGAAUACAUGUUCUCCCGUCUUUUUCUAGUCCUAUCAUUAGUUUUAAAUUAUAAUAAAU